Messenger RNA from Sebastes umbrosus (honeycomb rockfish), 7221 nucleotides. RefSeq names its product nidogen-1-like. The transcript is spliced from 20 exons. Gene Ontology annotation, molecular function: calcium ion binding. The coding region runs from base 296 to 4210 and encodes 1304 amino acids. NCBI's taxonomy places the organism in Eukaryota, Metazoa, Chordata, Actinopteri, Perciformes, Sebastidae. The record is from RefSeq and is a predicted model, not a curated record. Gene Ontology annotation, biological process: cell-matrix adhesion.
AUGUUUUUUCCGUUGUUUUAAAAUAAACAAAAAACAAUAAAUAUAAUGGAAAAAAAAAAAAAAGUUGAGACUUUUACUUUGGAAAAAAAAAGUUGACCGGAAGUCACAUGGUUGUUACUUUAAACACCCCCCGGGGUUGUUACCUACUCCCACUGUUCCUCCAUUCAUUCAUCCCUCCCGCCCCCUCCUCCUCAGUCCACUGCUGUGCGCCGCCAGCCUCACCUCUUCCUCGGCUUCCUUCACUGAGGAUCACCGCUGGUUCUCGCUGCGCCUUUGUGGAGCUUUAACGGAGAAGAUGAGUCCCCGGUACCGGAGCUGGUGGUCCGUCUGGUCGUGCCUGCUGAGCCUGAGUGUUUGGACCCGGGCUCUGGAGCUGGAGGAGCUGUUUGAGUUCGGAGAAGAAGCCGGAGACCGACGCCUGCUGCCGGGCUCGGACUCCACCGCAGAGCUGCCUCUCAACGGAUCCAUGUUCUUCUUCGGAGACACCUUCGACAAAGUUUACAUUAAUACGAAUGGAUUUGUGUCUGUUGUCGAGCCUCCGGCGGAGGAGGAGUACCUGGGAAAGAUGCCCGCCAGUUUCAAAAUGAUUGCAGCGCUGCUGGGAGACCUGGAGGACAGCGAUGGACAGGGGAAGGUCCACUUCAGGUGGGACAGCAGCCCGGAUGUACUGAGUCGAGCCGCGGAGCACGUCCAGCAAGCUUUCCCCAGAGACGACGGAGUGGAGCCCACCACCGUCUUCAUCGUCACCUGGGAGAACAUGGCCGCCCGGGGGACGUCUGGACGAGGAGACGGACUGGACACUAAGAGAAACACUUUCCAGCUGGUUGUGGCGUCUAUGGAGUCGUCCUCCUGCGCCAUCCUCUUGUACCCCCGAAACGGCCUGCAGUUUCUCUCCACGUCAGUAGGGGGCGAGAGUAAACUCCUCGAGGCUGGCUUCAAUGAAGGCCUCGUGGAGAGCUGGUUCUGGAAGGCAUCACCGGGGACGUACUUCCGCAGCACCACCGAUGAAGAGACCUCCAUCAGGGAACUCACGGAAAAGACAAACUCAGGACAGAAUGGAGUUUGGGUGUACGAGAUCGGCUCCUCGCCAUUCUUCGCGGCCAUUACACCAGGAAUGGUCAUUAGCGAACCUGAGGAGGAGGAUGCCACCACACCUUCCGUAACCAUGUUGCCAGGGAGACCUGAGGAACCCCAGGUGGUACCAGAAGAAAAGGAGGAGUUCCCAACUGAGCCUCCCAGAAGAUACCCGGAAGAUGAGACCAUCACGCCAGAUUACGCCGAACCAGAGACUGAAGAACCAGAUUAUGAAGAACUGGAAACAGUCACUCCAACAUACACCGACCCUGAGAGGGUUCAACUAAGAUACCCCGACCCAUCUGAGCCGAGAUACCCUGACCGAACCGAGACCAGAUACCCCGUCUCUGAGCCUUUGCAACCAAGAUACACCGUCCCUGAACCCAUUGAGCCUAGAUACACUCCUGUCGAGCCGCGGUACCCUGACCCAGAUCCAGUCGAACCACGGUACACCAACCCUGAACCAGUCCAACCAGUGCCACCCCGUUCUCGGCCCCAACAACCCCAGAUCGUCGUGGUAGACGAAGAUCUUGAUGUGAACGUAUUUAGGUACAAUUCGGAGACGUGUGCCCACAACAGGCACAAAUGUUCGGCUUUCGCUGACUGCCGGGAUUACAGCAACGGGUACUGCUGCCAUUGUAGGCCUGGCUACUAUGGGAACGGGAAGGACUGUGUCGCAGAAGGAAAACCUCAGAGAAUGAAUGGAAAGGUGAACGGUCGAGUGUUCGUGGGGAACUCGCCUUCGCCCGUGACGCUCAGUAACAACGACUUACACUCGUACGUGGUAGCCAACGACGGACGGGCCUACGUGGCCAUCAGUAACAUCCUUGAGGAGGUGGGACCUUCCAUGCUGCCGCUGUCCUCCCUGGGUGGAGUCAUCGGCUGGGCCUUCGCCCUGGAGCAGCCCGGCUACCAGAACGGCUUCAGUCUGAUCGGCGGGGUGUUUUCCCGGCAGGCCGAGGUGAUCUUCCAGCCCGGCAACGAGCGUCUGAGCAUCAAGCAGCAGUUUAAAGGAAUCGACGAACACGACCACCUGGUGGUGAGCACCGAGCUGGAGGGACGUCUGCCUGCCAUCCCACUGGGAUCCUCCGUCCAGAUCAACCCAUACAAGGAGAUCUACCAGUACGACAGAAACCUGAUCACUUCCUCAUCCAACCGCGACUAUACCAUCACCUCCCCUGACGGUGACGUCCAGACGAGAAGCUACCAAUGGCGACAGACUGUCACCUUCCAGGGCUGCCCACAUGACGAGGCCACCAGGACGGCGCCGUCCACCCAGCAGCUCAGUGUGGACCAGAUCUUUGUGAUGUUCGAUUCUGGCAACCGUCUGAUCCGCUACGCCAUGAGCAACAAGAUCGGAUCCGUCCACAGCGGUAUUCCAGAGCAGAACCCGUGUUUCACAGGAAGACACGGCUGUGACAUCAACGCUAUGUGCCGACCAGAGGAAGGCCUCCAGUUCACCUGUGAAUGUGCUACUGGUUUCACUGGAGACGGACACUACUGCCACGAUAUCGACGAGUGCAGGGAGACUCUUGAGGUCUGUGGAUACAACGCCGUCUGCAGUAAUCACCCCGGAACUUUCCGCUGUGAGUGUUCGACCGGCUUCGUGUUCGCCAGCGACGGAAAAACCUGCACUGAGGAGAACCGCCCGGUGGAUCACUGUCAGAGAGGAAGUCAUGACUGUGAUGCUCCUGAAAGAGCUCUCUGCAGCUACACCGGGGGCUCUGCCUUCGUCUGCUCCUGCCUGUCGGGGUUUGUGGGUGACGGCCGGGUGUGUCGAGACGUAGACGAGUGUGAGCAGGAUCGAUGCCACCGCGACGCCUUCUGCUCCAACACGCAGGGCUCCUUCUCCUGUCAGUGUCAUCCCGGUUUCCAAGGCGACGGCUUCCAGUGCAGCCCCACGCCCACAGAGCGUGAGACGACCCUGUGUGAGCGUCACAGAGAGAGCGCCCAGACUGCCACCUCCGGCUCCGGUAUCUUCUCUUUCUUCCGUCCUCGUCCGGCCGUCGGUCAGUACGUCCCUCAGUGUGACCAACACGGAGCCUACGAGCCCACACAGUGCCACACUAGCAUCAGACAGUGCUGGUGCGCGGACGCCAACGGCCAGGAGGUCCCCAACACCCGCACCGGACCCGGCACCACCCCGCUGUGUAUCAACCAGGCAGUGACUCCUGCUCCGGUGGGUCCGACCCCACGCCCUGACGUUCACCCCGUCGGUCCAGGAACAAACCUGCUGUUCGCUCAGAGCGGGAAGAUCGAACGCGUACCUCUGGACGGAUACAACAUAAAGAAGGACGAGGCCAAACCUCUGCUGCACAUCCCCGACCGGGUGGUCAUUGCUAUGGCUUACGACUGUGUGGAGAAGAUGGUUUAUUGGUCCGACAUCACCGGGCCGGCUAUCAGCAGGGCCAGUCUGAGUGGAGGAGACAUCAUCCCGGUUGUCACUACAGAGCUCCAUAGCCCUGAAGGCAUCGCCGUUGACCACGUGGCCCGCCUCCUCUUCUGGACCGACUCCAUGCGUGACACCGUGGAGGUUUCCAAACUGGACGGCAGCCAGCGCCGAGUCCUGUUCGACACCGAUCUGAUCAACCCUCGACCCAUCGUCACCAACCCGGCGUACGGGCAGCUGUACUGGGCAGACUGGAACAGAGACGGGCCGAAAAUUGAGAUGUCCAACAUGGAUGGGACAGACCGGGCCGUCCUGGUGAAAGACGACCUGGGGCUUCCCAAUGGUCUGACCUUUGACCUCAGCGACCAGCAGCUGUGCUGGGCCGACGCAGGAACUCGUAAGGUGGAGUGUAUGGAUCCUCACCGCAGGCUCAGGAGGACGAUCGUUGAAGGGAUCCAGUAUCCCUUUGCUCUCGUCUCCCUUGGAAAGAACCUUUACUACACCGACUGGAGGAGGGAGGCGGUGGUCGCUGUGGAUCGUCACUCAGAGAAAGAGACAGAAGCGUUUCUGCCACAGAAACGCUCUCGGCUGUACGGCAUCACCACGACACCGACACAGUGUCAACAAGUCUACAACUACUGCUCCAACAAUGCCGGCUGUUCUCACCUGUGUCUGCCGCGGCUCGGCGGGUUCACCUGCCGCUGCCCGGACGCCGAUGACGGACGAUGUGUAGAGAGGAACCUGUGAGGUCUGCAUAGCCACGAUAACACUGCUGCUGUGAGAGAAAAAACAAAACACAUUUAACUCAAUUUGGUGUUUCUUUUUUACAUUUUCUUACUUGAAUUGAACAUUUCUACAAUCAUUUCAGAGUUUUAUGUGUUUUUGUCCCUUAAAAGCUGUUCAGACCUCACAGUAUUUAUGAUGUCACACUGCAGGUGAGAAUUUUACUUUCUUCCUGUAAAUGUUGGAUUCAGAUAUAGAUUGAGCUGUUUGUGCAGCAUGUGUUUGUAAUCUGAUUCCUGGUUGGAGAGUUUCUCUCCAAAAUGAGAACAAAGACACUAAAUUUAAAAUACAGGGAUUUUUUUAAAGACAGCAGGUAAACUAAAAACACUUUGACCGACCAGAUGAUCAUUAUUUGAAAAGGUACCAAAUGAUAAACUUCACGUUGUGUUUUUAUUGUAUUUUAAAAGUGAAACUCCUUAUUGAUUUCUUAUAGAUGUGGUCUGAAAGAUAACUGCGAAAAACAAUCCGAGGGGGCCUUAAAAUUACAUUUUUAUUUUAAAAAAGCCUUAAAAAGGUUUCUGAAAAUGAAAACUAUUGACACUCACCUGAACAAAAACCUUCAGAAGUUACUGAAACUAUUCCCGGAAAAGCCAUCGUGAGCUUCUGUCAAAAAAGCAGACAGUAUCCCAAACUUAGUCAAAUCUGAAUCACGUAAUUCUUGUUGCUGUAACACCAUCUAUUGGCGAAAGGCCAAUUUAUCAUAUCAACUAUAAGGGACAUAGAUUUAACUGCAACAGCUCCAUGUGUUCAAGAGUAACAGCAGUUUGGCCAUAUUCUUGUAGUUGUGGCUUAUUUGCCAGUUACAAGACAAUGGUACGAAAUAUCUCAAAACAAAAGCAUCAUUUUUGGGUUAAUCCAAAUAUAUUUUGUAACGCAUUUAGUGAAGGCUGGAUGAAAUUUGUCGAUACUUGUGGACUGAUUUUAGGAAUCCAUCCAAUAUUUUUUUAACCAAAAGGUAAAGUGACCAUUUGACGACACUUUAUUGUCCACCAGAUUUUAUCACAAAUGUAGCCGACAUGCUCCGAACAGCCAAUAAAUAGGACUGAAAACAGAGAUGAGUUGGUGUAACUUGGUGUAUAGAUCUGACUGGAUGAUAAAACCUUAUAGACGUUGACCUGCACUCCAUUAAAUCUUCUACUAGUUUCCACAUUGAACAGAAUUGAAUACUAAUUUACCGCAGUGACUUCUCAAUGAAUUAUACGGGAUGUUGUCAGUUUUUUUCAAAAUGAUCACAAAAUCCGUUUUGUGUGAAAGAUCAUCUGACUGAGAAUUUUUUUAAAUAGCCAACUAUUUAAACAUGUAUAUAUAAACCAUUAGAGGAGUUUUUUCCAGUUUAAUUUGUAAUAAAGUGAAUAACGGACAAACUACAGAGAUCAAAUAAGCUAAAUAAAAGCUGAUUUUUUUUUUGUAUCUGACUAAAUUUAAGCAAUUUUUCAUUGGUAAAAUAAAACUCUACAGAUCUGAAAAUAUUCUAUAUUUUAACAAUCUUUUAUGAUAAAAUUAGAUUCCCCCACAACUGACACGUAUGCUCAGUAUUUUGAAAGUGGACCAAUAAUAUCACCACUAUGAUCCUGAGGUGUAAGGGCUAAAAAACCUUUUAAGACUUACAAGAUUUAUUGUAUUGUUUGUGCUACGACUCACAUUGUAUUUUUUGUAUGAACUUGUAAAUAGUUACCCGUUAUGCAGACGAUAUUCUCUUGAUGUUUUUAAUGGUGCUGAUGUUGCCUUAGAUCUACCUGAUGAUGAUUACUGUGAAGGUGUAGGCCAUGUCUGGAGACCAAGUUGUAUGUACUUCUCAUGUAAACAUCAUUUUUACAAGAAGACUUGAGCAGUGAUGAUUUAGUUCCAGUCACUGAAGUCUGUUUAUAUCUAGAAGAAAAAGUAAAGAAACAGCAAAAACUGUGAUAUUUUUAAAGCAUCCUCCAAUAUACCUGCCAAUAUUCAAAUUAAAUAAUUGAAACCAAUCAAAUUGUUUCUAAUUAACAAUUUCAAGCAUUAUGAAAAUUACCAAAAGUCUAAUUUUAAAUUUUGUUUUGAAGAUGCUCAUUGUAGCACACAGAUUUUUUGAAGCUUUCAUUUUGGUAGCAGUUAUACAUUUUCAAACAUGAAAAUGGAUUUUAAUUUGGAUUUCUAUCUGACUAUUUGUACACAAAUAGAAAAUAAAUCUCAGCUGAGCUGUACAGUUAAGUACACAUUUAUCUGUUGUAUUGUUUAAUUUAAACAAAAAUGGCAAUUCAAGCCCCACUGGUACUGGCCAAUAUGUUGUUGUUGUUUUUUUUUAAAACGCGUAACACAAACUCAUUAAGAAUUCCUGAAAUUCGGUCAUUAAAAGAACUGACUGAUAUGAAGUGAGCAAAAUAUUUUACAGUGUAAAACUAAAUGUGCUCUCUGGCGGACAAACUCUGUAAUGGAGAUUCUGUUUCUAAAUGACAAAUCAAACAUAUGUAUGUAUAUGUACUGUAUCGUUCAGGCUCUAAUGGCAACCAAAAAUAAUAUUAUUGAUGUUUAUCAGUCAUCACGGAUAUAUUAUCUCAAGAUCCCAAAAUGUCUUGGCCUUGAUUUGAUCAAAUUUGGCGAUGGGCAAACUGCCUACCAGAACGAAAUUCUAGUUUGCACAAGAAACUUUGGGUUACAGUGUUUCUCAUGGGGCUGCCCUUUUUGUUUGUACCACGCAGUAUGUAUUACAGCAGCAGGAGAAAAGUCUGAACUGGAAUCACAAGUGUUUUAGUCUCAAUUGUAAAAACAAUGAUUACAUGACAGGAACAUCACUGGGCUCAUUGUGUUGUAGGUGACGUGAAGAGCACGUCAGUGUAACGUUGGGAAAAUCAGCUCAGGUUUUUUUUUGGUGACUGAAACCCCAUCAGGGAGGAAACUAAUCAGUCCGACAGGGCUGCACAAUAUGUCUGUACUGACCAUCAGCCAAAGAGGUAACAAUAACAGCCUGUAAAGCCUCAAUAAAACCUUUUUAAAUAUAA